AUGGCGUCCACUAGGAGGCUGAUAGUCUCCAUAGUGGCUCUGCUCGGUAGCGCCGCCGUCUCCUUAGUCCGAGCAGGCGAGCAGUGGGAAGAUCUCAAGGCCCCAGCGAGGGUUGCGUCUUUUGCGCCGGCGUUCCAGCAGACCCCCCCUGAGUCACCCGAUUACAUGGUCGACAACACGGGCAACAAGCGCGGUGUUGCCCCCAACAAAGGAAAAUACAAUGGCCCUGUCUGGCGUGAAUCCGGCAGCUUCGAGGGCUAUAUGAAGAAGCUUGCGGAGAAGAAGGCCUCCGGCCUUGUCCCCAACUCCACUACUGGCGGCCCGCCGAUGCACACCAACAGCAGCACGCUGAAGGGCCGCCAGGAAGCUGACAGGGUGAGAAACCAGGCUCCGCAUGCGGGAGACGGAUACGUCUUCUAUAGGAAUGUCCUGGACUACGGUGCCGACAACACGGGGGCCACCAACACGGAAGAGGCAAUCAACGCCGCCAUUGUCGACGGCGACCGCUGUGGCGAGGAAUGCGGCAACACAUUCGUCCUCGGUGCCCUCAUCUACUUCCCUCCCGGUACCUACAAAGUCUGCACGCCCAUCAUCCAGUACUACCUGACCCAGUUCGUCGGCGACCCCCUGGAUAGACCCAUCAUCAAGGGUUGCGAUGAGUUCACCGGCAUCGCGCUCGUUGACGUAGACCCGUACGUGCCCAACCAGGCGCAGCCCGACGGUACGGGCGUCAACUGGUACAUCAAUCAGAACCAGUUUUUCCGGCAAAUCCGCAAUUUUGUCUUUGACCUCACCGACAUGCCGUCCGCUACAGAUGAGAACGGCCAGAAGCUGGUGCCCACGGGUAUCCAUUGGCAGGUCAGCCAGGCCUGCAGUUUGCAAAACUUGCUGUUCCGUAUGCCUACGGCGGGUUCCUCAGGGGCACCGCCUACGCAUGUCGGAAUCUUUACCGAGAAUGGCUCGGGCGGCUUUGUGUCUGACCUUGUCUUUGAGGGCGGCGCCAUCGGCUGGCGCGUCGGAUCACAGCAGUACACGGCUACCAGCCUACAAUUUCGCAACUGUAUCACGGCGGUACAGAUGGUCUGGGACUGGGGCUUCAACUGGCACAAGAUCGACAUUGAGGGCGGCAGCAUCGCCUUCAAUAUCAGUGGCCGCGGCGGUAUCGAUGGCCAGGGAAUUGGUUCCGUGUCCAUCAUCGACUCUACCAUCACCAACGUUCCCAUCGGCGUACUGACCAACAACCACGCUACCGCACCGCCCAACAUCGUCAUUGACAACACGGCUUUCAACAACGUCGGUGCCAUUGUCAUUGUCGAGGGUGGCGAGACUCUACUCGAGGGCGGUACCACCACCGUCGCACUCUGGGCCAACGGUCGCCGCUAUAUCGGCGGCCAGGGGGAGCGUAUGACGGGCCACGUCGAGGACCGGCCGACGAAACCUAGGGCCUUGCUCGACGGAUCUGGAAAGCUAUUUACGCGCCUACGGCCGCAAUACGAGGAACUGCCCGCUUCAUCUUUCCUCAUCGCCACCGAACACGGCUGCAGCAACGACGCGACGGGCGAUAACACGGCCGCCAUCAACACAUUUCUACAACAGGCCGCUGCAGCCGGCCAGGUGGCAUACUUCCCCGCCGGCAUAUAUCAAGUCCAGGGCACCGUCACCUUCCCUACCGGAUCGAAAGUUCAGGGGACCGGCUGGUCGCAGAUUCAGGCUACGGGCAGCUACUUCGCCGAUGUUGAAAACCCCAAAGUUGUGGUGCGAGUCGGCGAGGACGGCGACGUCGGCACCAUGGAGAUUGUCGAUAUGCUGUUCACAACCAAAGGACCUACGGCUGGUGCCAUCAUGGUGGAAUGGAACGUGCAUGAGAGUUCCCAGGGCGCCGCAGCGUUAUGGGACUCGCAUAUCCGCGUGGGCGGCGGGAUCGGUACGGACCUGGACGUGGAUACGUGCCCCAAGUUCAGCGAAAACGAGGCGUGUAUCUGCGUGUCUAUGCUCCUGCACGUUACCAAACAGGCGAGCGGCUACUUUGAGAACUUCUGGGCCUGGGUCGCCGACCAUGAUAACGAUAUGGUCCUGUACUGGGAGCUUGACUCGUCCAAGUCGCAGAUCUCCCUCUUCGGUGCCCGUGGCGUGCUGAUCGAGUCGCAAGGCCCCGUAUGGAUUUACGGCUCGGGCAGCGAACACGUCAUCUUCUACCAGUACGAGUUGCUCGGGGCCAAGGACGUCUACCUGGGCCACAUCCAAACAGAAUCCCCUUACUUUCAGCCCAAGCCCGUGUCCCCGUCGCCUAUGGAGAAGGCGCUGGGAGUGUUCCCCGGCGACCCAGACUGGAGUGACUGCACCAAGGAAACAUGCGAGAUGGCGUGGGGACUGCGCAUCAUCGACUCGGAGGGCGUGAUGCUGCACAGUGCAGGGCUGUACUCGUGGUUCAACAACUAUGGGCAGACGUGCCUCGAGUCUGAGGAUUGCCAGCAGAGAGUUAUGGAAGUGCGCGGGUCCAAGGACGUGUCCAUCUUCAACAUCUUCUCAAAGGCCGUCGAGGAGAUCGGUACGGGAAACACCAACGACAGCAGCAUCCAGCUGGACGACGGAAAUCAGCAGGGCUACACCAGUGAAAUCAGCCUCUGGUUCCCCGAAGAUGGCGAGCCGAACGGCGAGGUUGUUUACGUUGGGCCCGAGGUGUACACGACUCAAACGGCGCAAUGCGCUUCGCCGCCCUGCGUCUUCGUCAUGCCGCCAACAACCCUGUCUAGCCAGACGACCAUCACUGUACCCCCAUUCACAACCGAGCUCGAGGUUGGCGCGACGGAGGACGGCGAAUUCACCGUGACCACGACGACCGUAAUCAUUACCAUCGGCUCUAUCGUAACAGAUGUCGUGCCGGUGUCCAACCAUAACGUCACCCGGGGGGAGACCCCGGGAGCCCCCUUCUGGGUCACCCCAAGCGUCACGUUCCCACCGACAGGUAUUCCAUUGACCAAGCCGGACGGGGUUGUCACAACACGCAACAUCACCCUCCCGCCAUGGCCACAGAUUAUUACCUGGAAAGGGGGCGGCGGACCAGGGGACCCGAUCACGAGCUCGGGAACUGGGACCGGGCCUGGCGGAACCUCGCCUGGUGAAAGUGAAACUACUACCUCCCCUGGCGGAACCUCGCCUGGUGAAAGUGGAACUACGACCUCCUCUGGCGGAACCCGGCCCCCGUUCACGGUGACGUUCCCAGACUCGACCUACACGGCGCCGGGCGUCUUUUUCACAUGUCCUCCCAACACGCACUACGUGCCCGAGUUCGACGCCGUGAUCACGCUAGGCAGCUGUGACGAGGCCCAAGGGGGUACGACGCUCCAAUGGGACUGCCCAGUCACGGCGACGGUCGAGAUCGACGAACCGACUACCGUCGACUUCGAACUGGGGUGCAUCCGCUGGACCGGCGUGUCGGAGCCGAUCCCGACUGUGACGGAGUUCCCGCCGGGCUACGAACUUGUCUGGGUGGAAGAGGACGGCGACGAUGACGAUGACGACGAGACGUCAACCUGCCGGUUGUGGUUCUUCUUUAUUUGCAUUGACUGGGGUAUCAAAAUCGGGGGCUGGCGUUGGAACUUCCCUGGUCCGAUCGUCAUCAUCGGCCCGCCCCCGAUCAGAUGGCCGCCGGGGAUCACCGUCAAGGGAAACCUGCCGGGGCCUUGGCCACCGAUCACGAUCGGGAGAGAUGGGAAGCCCACCAUCCCGACCUCUGAGCCCACCAACUGCGAAACGCAGGAGGCCGAGAUCUGCAGCACGUCCACGUUCAUCUCGACUACCGUAAGGGAUGGAACCACUAGCACAAUCACAUCGACGGCGACCACCACAUGCGACACCAUCCGGGGAUGCGUUGUCACCGAUGGAGACUACGACACCACCAGCACCCGUGGUAGCGAGUGCAGUGUCGUAGCAAUGCGUACCGCACCGCCUGCUGUAGCCGCGUUCGUGACCAGCCUCACCCCUGCGGUUUCUUCUGCUACUUCUGUCCCCUCUUCUUCCGCCUCUGCCAUUAGCUCCACCAUCGCUGCCGGCAGAAACAACACCAGGCGGGCGGCAGUCAAGAAAGUCACAAAGAGAGCAGAGCAACCGCCAGAGGCCGGGCGCGACCACGCUAUGAUCUGGCCCCGGUUUCCGGAUGAUCCCGAGGCUAUCGCGACGAUCCGAAACUUCCUCACCAACAACGAUAACAACCCGGACCUGCCCGACCAUACCAACUACGGUUACUACAAGGAGGUGAAGGCGGACGGCGAAGACUGGGUCGUGCUCUUCUUCGUGCCCAACAUGAAGACCUGCCACAUCGCAGAUCUGAAGAACAUGAGGUUCGAGGUGGCCGAGGCGUACGGCAUUUAUAAUAAGAAUAAACAGGGCACAACGGCGCCAGGUGAUGGUGACUCGGACGGGGACGACUCGGACGACAGCUCGGAUGAUGACUCCACUCGGUCCAGAAACCACCGUAGGGAGUUCUUUGACAUCGAGACGCCGUUCUGGGAGCUCCCCCAAAUAGAGGUAGCCCCCAGCGAGAAAUGGGACGGAGGGUGGAGUACAGGCGUGGAAGGCAGCAUCAACCAAGAGCACGAUAUGGUUUACACCGGGGAGGAGUCAUUCGGCGAGGGUCAGACCAUCUUCGUGCUCGAGGACGGCUUCUUCCGGAAGCACGAGGAGUUCGCCGAAGAUGGUUACUUCGGCCGUAGGGCUUUCUCGCGGCCGGCCAUACGCGAGCUGCCGAAGUUCGACUGGGGCGGGGACGUGUUUGAAAACGUCGAUACUGAUACCACCCACGGCACGUCAGUCGUGAGUAAGGUCACGGGCUGGGAGCUGGGUCUGGCCAAGACAGCGCAGAUCAUUGUGGUCGCAGACGAUCGGAAUCCGCCCGAGGACGGAUUCAACCAAAUCUACGAACGGCACGUGGAGGGCUGGGUUCGAGUGUACAACGAAGUCAAGAGACUCUACGCUGCUGAUCCGAACCAGAGGGGCAAGAUCAUUGCCACCUACUCCCACUCGCUUACAAACCACAUCCACAGCCGGGUGGUCGGCCAGACCAUGGCGAGAAGGAUGUAUGAGAUUCUCAAAAAGUUGGAGGAGCUGGAUGUUGUCAUCAUCUGUUCUGCCCACAAUAACUGGCUCGAUCUGGGCGAUGAUUUUACCGGGCUCCCACUCCGCUUUGCCGACCCCGGUGCGAACGGGCAAAAGGUAGAUAGCCUGGUGGUCGUCGGUGGCGUGGACGCUACCGGCCGACUCGCGGCGCAAAGCCCGUACGCUAAUUGGCUGGUCAUGGCCCCGGCCUUCCAGUUGUAUGUGGCUACUGAGGGCAGUUUCGAUGAGAUUAGUUGGGGAGAUAUAGGCAAUUCGUUUGCGACACCCUUGAUCGCAGGCCUUGUUGCCUACUGGCGCAGCCUCCCGAAUAUCGCAAACGGGUGGGGUGAGGAGCUCAAAAAGCCCGCCAACGUGAAGAAGCUCCUGCUGUAUAUGCAGCGGGUGAUCCUGGACGAGGAUCUUGCCGAGAACCUCGACCAGACACAGGUGUUCCCCGAUAGCAUGUUUCCUCCUGAGCGGCAAAAUCUCGACAAGGUUCCGUUUAUCUGGACCGGAACAUUUGAAGGGGAGAACUGCCUCGUGAAUCCGGCCAUCCACUCCAGCUGCCCCCAGGGCAGGAUCGAAGACUUGGAGCCCUUUGGCGCCGGGUGCUCACAGCCGGGAACAGCAGAGGCCGCAGACCGAAGCCAGAUUGCCAAGCGCGCCGGCGGCGUGUGUGUGGUACGGCCCGGCACCGGGGGCGACGACGGACGUGGGCCGGGCGCCAUCGGCGACCCUAUCACCUUCUCGCCGGGCCCGGCAUCGCCGACGUGCGUCCCCGGCUCUCCGGGCUGCGGCACGCUCUGCACAGGCUACUACUGCGUGCCGUCGCCCACGGGAUUCCCGCCGGACCGCUGGGACCCGGAGGACCCGGCGCACCAGCCGACGACAACGACGCCGCCGGUGUCACUGCCGCCGAUCAGCUCAACAUCAUGCGAAUCGUACACGACCACGACCGUGUGCAACGGCAGCGGCGGGCAGAUUGCGUGCAUCACCAGCAGCGCGUGCGCACCACCGUCGCUGCCGUCGCUGACCGGCGACGCGCCGUACAGCGGGCCGGGCUGCGCGACGUACUCGUCGACCACCAUCUGCAACGGCAGCGGGGGCCGCACCGUGUGCUUCACCGACGCCAUCUGCCUGCCUACACGGGCACCCUGCCCGGCCUGGCCGACCGUCGGCACGCCGCUGUGCCCGUCCGACUACCCAAUCUGCCUCCAGCCAACGCAGGCCACGCUCUGCUCGUUCAAGAAACGGACUGACGCGCCAGAACCGGCCAUCGUAGAGGCGCUGUUGACGGCCCCGCCCAUGCAACCCACGCCUACACCUGCCCCAUCCCAGUCGACAGCGGUCGGUGGCCGCUUCCCGCGCCGCUCACACCAGAAGCACCAACAACAACCGAGAGUGCUGGAGCCGGCACGGAACGAUGCAAGCCACGCCGCCGUCUACCCCCGCGUCCACGACACCGAAGCCCCGGUCAUGGCAUUAGCGGCCAACGCCGCCGCCGCAGCGGCAGCGGCAGCGGCAGCGGCAGCAGCCGAAGCCAACACCAGCACCAACAACAACACCACCGACAUCUCCCCUGCCCUCCUCCACCCCCUCGCAGCGCGACAGGACGUCCCCUGGGGUUGCGGCGGGCACGACACGGGCGGGUGCACGGUGUACAACAUGUGCCGGACGGGCUUCUGCGCGCGCGUGGAGCGGGUGUCGUGCGUGUGGGGGUACCUGAGCCUGAGCAUGCACCCGAUCAACACUGAGGCGACGCUGCGGGUGUACGAGGACGGGGAGCUGGUGUGCUCGCGCACCAUCUCGUGUCUGACGGUGAGCUCGCCGGGGUGCUUGAUAGACGAGGCGGAGAGUGGGGGGGAGUUUGACUGCGGCGGUGGGAACAAGAUCGCGUCGUGGGGUGGUGGGUUGUCAGUGGUGGAUUAUGUUUCCGACAAGACGGAUGGCCGCCAUUAUCCGUUGUAUCUGGGUCAGGAUGGCGGUGACCGGUACUACCCAUGCCAGGUCAUCGGCCGUCUCUGGGCGCUCUGUGUCGACAGCGACUGGGCUGCCUCUUCUGGUCUCUGCCGUUCCACGGCUGCUGCUGUGAACGGUCGGACUCUCCCGCGUCGUUUGGAGCUCGGGGGCCCGUCAAACGCGACGAGCGCGGCCGUCCCGAUCUCUUGAUUAUCAUGGGUGUUGGGCGGUGUAUACACAAGUUUUAUUUUCUGGUAUCAACUUCCAUGACUUGAGUUAUUCUGCUUCACGAUGGCCGGGGC
Chaetomium fimeti is the source of this 7355-nucleotide messenger RNA. RefSeq lists its product as uncharacterized. NCBI's taxonomy places the organism in Eukaryota, Fungi, Ascomycota, Sordariomycetes, Sordariales, Chaetomiaceae. The record is from RefSeq and is a predicted model, not a curated record. Gene Ontology annotation, molecular function: serine-type endopeptidase activity; polygalacturonase activity. The coding region runs from base 1 to 7263 and encodes 2420 amino acids. Gene Ontology annotation, biological process: proteolysis. The transcript is spliced from 7 exons.